AAAGAAAAAGAGAAAUAACAUAUAUGGUAUAGUCGUAUGAGAGUUGACCCCCAAACUAACGGACCAUCCUGAAGAAGAGAGAGCGGCGGACUCAGGGCUCUCUCUCAGUCUCAGCCCAGCCGCCGAAACAAUCAACACCAAUCUCUCAAACACAGAGAAAUGAGGUGCCCGUACUGCUUGGCCGGGCAAGGCCGGUGCGCGACGACAACAAACUCCCGUCGUUCGAUAACAGAGUGCACGUCGUGUGGUCGUGUGGUGGAAGAGCGCCAAUCCCAAUUCCACCACCUCUUCCACCUUCGCGCCCAAGACAACCCUCUCUGCCUCGUCACCUCCGACCUCCCCACCCUCCACCACCAAGCCCAACCCAACAACGCCGCCGCCGCCGACGAAGACCCGUUCGAGCCCACCGGAUUCAUCACCGCCUUCUCGACAUGGUCCCUGGAGCCCAACCCGCUCUUCCUCCGCUCCUCUCUCUCCUUCUCUGGCCACCUCGCCGAGCUCGAGCGCACCCUCGAAUCCACCUCCUCUUCUUCUUCUUCAUCCCCGUCGUCUUCCACCGUUGUGGUCGAUAAUCUCAGGGCCUACAUGCAAAUCAUCGAUGUCGCUUCGAUCCUGGGCUUGGAAUACGACAUCUCGGACCACGCGUUUCAGCUCUUCAGGGACUGUUGCUCCACUACUUGCUUGAGGAAUCGCAGCGUUGAAGCUCUCGCAACUGCUGCCCUUGUGCAGGCCAUCAGAGAAGCCCAAGAGCCCAGAACCCUCCAGGAAAUCUCAAUUGCAGCCAAUGUGCCCCAGAAGGAAAUUGGUAAGUACAUCAAGAUACUUGGAGAAGCACUGCAACUUAGUCAGCCCAUCAACAGCAACUCCAUAUCCGUCCAUAUGCCUCGGUUUUGCACUCUCCUCCAGCUCAAUAAAUCUGCUCAGAAACUGGCAACUCACAUUGGAGAGGUUGUCAUAAACAAAUGCUUCUGCACUCGUAGGAACCCCAUUAGCAUCUCCGCAGCUGCAAUAUAUUUAGCCUGCCAGCUUGAAGACAAGCGAAAAACUCAGGCAGAGAUUUGUAAGGUGACUGGUCUUACUGAAGUCACUCUCCGGAAAGUUUACAAGGAGCUGUUGGAGAAUUGGGAUGACUUGCUCCCAUCUAAUUAUACUCCAGCCGUUCCUCCAGAAAGAGCAUUCCCUACCACUGUAAUCGCUUCAGGCCGUUCUUCAACAUCUAAAGUUGAUUUAGUUGAAAUACCAGUUUAUUUGGAGAGAGAGAAGCUGUCUGAAAUAAAACCUAUCAAACCAAAUGAGGGAUUAGACAUGAAUGUUCCGGCCAUAGGUAAAGAGGAGUUUGAGCUUAAAGGUAAUUCUCGAGGUGCGCAAACCACUGUUUUGAAUCAAUCAACAACUUUCUGGCAACACCAGGUUCCAUAUGGUACUUCUGGUUUAAGGACGGCAGGAAAGAACUCUCAUAAUGGCACCGAAGGAAUGGACAUCGAUGAGCCGCAACGUAACCAGCAGCCUAACCAACAGUUCGAGCAGAAGAUGGGUAUGGACUCAAACGGUCUUACUAGUACACGAAAGCCAACUCAAAUUUUGAGCCCCCCAGCUUCAGGUGCAUGCUCAGUUACCAGGCAGUUUCGUUGCCCUCCACCGUCAUCAGGUUCUUCUCCAAAUGUUUUGUAUGUGCUGCCACCAAAGCUGGCACCAGGUUAUACUGAGCUUAGAGGUAGCGGGAGUCAAAAUGGAAGUGAAAAUGCCAAACAGAGUGGAGAUGCCUAGUGGUAUGACUUUUGUAUAUAGAGACCUUACAAAAUGUAUCUUCCUUGUCACGAUCGAUGUAUUUCUUCUGUAUUUCGGUGACAAAUGCGUAGCCUAGUUACUUGUUUAAGGUUUGAACGCGGUUUGAUUAUUGUUUAUAGGAGUUGUAGAAUUACAGAA
This is a messenger RNA of Prunus avium (sweet cherry), 1926 nucleotides long. RefSeq names its product plant-specific TFIIB-related protein (gene PBRP). Lineage: Eukaryota; Viridiplantae; Streptophyta; Magnoliopsida; Rosales; Rosaceae. The record is from RefSeq and is a predicted model, not a curated record. Gene Ontology annotation, biological process: transcription preinitiation complex assembly; DNA-templated transcription initiation. Gene Ontology annotation, molecular function: TBP-class protein binding. Gene Ontology annotation, cellular component: transcription preinitiation complex; nucleus.